AUCGAUGUCUCCGGCUCGUUUGAUUCGAUUUGAUCGUUUUCGCGCUUAACGAGCUGAGAUUAAUUCGACAUCGUUCUCUCGGUGUUUCGGACUUUGUAAUCUCUCUUCUCUUUCCGGUUUGGAGCAAUUUCCGAUUGACAUUCCGAUAAAACAAAUAAAAUGAAUUGCUUCCCUUGUUUCUCCUCGCAAAAGAACAAGAAGGAGGGAGGCAGCAAAAAGGACCAUGAUGUUUCUGGCGUUGAACAACUGCAACCUCAACAACAAUAUGUACCUGAAAAGAAAGAGGCACCUACUACAGUUCCAGCUGACUAUGACAACAAUAGUUCAAUUAAAGCAUUCAACUUCCGUGAGUUAGCCUCCGCCACCAAGAAUUUCCGUCAAGAGUGCUUGUUGGGUGAAGGUAGUCUCGGCAAAGUUUACAAGGGAACUAUUCAGGCUACCGGCCAGGAGGUUGCUGUGAAACAACUUGAUAGGAAUGCAAUGGAAGGAGGCAAUGAGUUCUUUGUGGAAGUUGGGCAGCUAAGUCUCCUACAGCAUCCAAAUCUGGUCAGUCUUGUUGGAUAUUGUGCUGAUGGAGAUCAGAGGCUUUUGGUUUUUGAAUUUAUGCCAGGGGGUUCCUUAGAAGAUCAUCUGCAUGGAGGGAAGCCAUUAGAUUGGGUUACAAGAAUGAAAAUAGCACAAGGGACGGCUCAAGGUCUACAAUACCUGCAUGAGAAGGCUAAACCUCCAAUAAUAUAUCGUGAUCUCAAGUCCUCAAAAGUGUUGUUGGACGACGAAUUCAACCCGAAGCUGUCAAACAUCGGGAUCGACAAGCUCGGGUCGUCGGCCGACAGCAAGAUGCCGAUGCAGUCGAAGAUAAUGGAUAACAAUGGUUACAAUGCUCCAGAGUGUAUGCAAUCGGGUACCAUCAAUGCACAGACCGAUGUCUAUAGUUUUGGAGUUGUGCUGUUGGAGCUUAUCUCCGGAAGAAAAGCCCUCGACCCUUCCAAACCCCAGGAAGAGCAAAAUUUAGUUGCUUGGGCACAACCAAUAUUCAAGGAACCAAAAAAUUUCCCACACAUGGCAGAUCCUUCACUCAACAACAAAUUCCCAGAAAGAGGGUUGAAUCAAGCUGUUGCAAUGGCAGCCAUGUGCGUGCAAGAAGAAGCGGCGGCACGGCCGUUGAUCAGCGAUUUAUCUUCAAUCUUAAGUUUCCUUUCGAUGGCCAACGAAGCAAACAACAUCCCUGAAGAUCUCCCUCCUCCAAUCUCAGGCAAAUUGCGCUCCAUGUCCAGAAAUAGUGGAUCAUCGGACGAUGAAGCUUCGGUGAAGCAGGAUGAAGACGAGGAAACCGAUAACGAAUCCGGAAGCGACGACGCUUCCGCCUACGGAAACGGUGACCGUUCUCUCAGCCAUAAGAGUAGCGGGAGGUCGUUGUCUUCAUUCGGCAAUAGGAGCGGGCGAGACAGUUCCUUGAGCCGCAAGAAAUCGAGCAAAUCAGGAAACUACUCGUCGUAUGGCAGCGACGCAUCCGAGGGUAAUUCGGAAGACGACGAAGGCAACGUUUCUUCAAGCAACGAAAAGGACGACGAACAUUCCGAAGACGACAAAGGCAACGUUUCUUCGAGCACCGAAAAGGCCGACGAAAGACGAAACGACAGCUUGAAAUCGAAUUCUUCAGCAACAAAUACUAGAAAGAAAGAAAAAACAUCAAAGGGUCAUAAAAGCAGCAGCAAGAAGAAGAAACCUAAGGACGAAAAUGAUUCGUCGUGCCAUAGGAGCAGUUCUACGAAAAAGGGUCGCCGGAAAGCUAAAAAACGCAGCGAUAAAGACGACGACCACCACUGUUCAGCUGAAGGAUCACAGCCUGAGAACUGAAGCAAAAUUGUUGGAGGAACUUAAACACAAAUAG
Molecule: messenger RNA, 1891 nt
Organism: Hibiscus syriacus
Lineage: Eukaryota; Viridiplantae; Streptophyta; Magnoliopsida; Malvales; Malvaceae
Product: probable serine/threonine-protein kinase PBL25
Exons: 5
Coding region: 160-1857 (565 amino acids)
Biological process (GO): protein phosphorylation
Molecular function (GO): ATP binding; protein kinase activity
Source: RefSeq, a predicted model, not a curated record